Xyrauchen texanus (razorback sucker) is the source of this 1140-nucleotide messenger RNA. RefSeq names its product cyclin-dependent kinase 2-associated protein 1-like. The transcript is spliced from 4 exons. The coding region runs from base 207 to 548 and encodes 113 amino acids. The record is from RefSeq and is a predicted model, not a curated record. Gene Ontology annotation, cellular component: cytoplasm; nucleus. NCBI's taxonomy places the organism in Eukaryota, Metazoa, Chordata, Actinopteri, Cypriniformes, Catostomidae.
ACAGGGUUGUUUAUUUGUUUUUAUUAAUUAUGGUUGUGUUAAUUGAGUUCUUUGUGAUAGUAAUGAUAGACAACAGUGUGGGUGUCGUGAGUGACGCGGCCAUAUUUGCCGGUGCUGCUCCGCUGUAAACAAAAAGUGUCUGCGAGACGGACGCUACGCUCAUUUUAGGGACAAUUUUAUUUCUCUAAUUUAUUAUCUCUUCAGGUAUGUCUUACAAACCCAAUCCCCAUCAACACCUUCCGGGAACUUCUGGGAACCAAGGAAGCAUUCCCUCUCCGUCUUCCAUGGCAACAGUACAGUCAUACAAGCCAAUUCUAAAUGACUUUGGACCCCCUUCAUUGGGAUUCUCACAGGGGCCAAUUGGGAACCAAGUACCCCAGAGUAAAUAUGCUGAACUUCUCGCCAUCAUUGAAGAACUUGGGAAAGAAAUAAGACCCACGUAUGCAGGGAGUAAAAGUGCAAUGGAACGUCUUAAAAGAGGUAUCAUUCAUGCCAGAGGGCUUGUUCGGGAGUGUUUGGCAGAGACAGAGCGAAAUGCGAGAUCCUAGCCCUUUCAAUCCUGUUCCUCUCCAUAUGGCAAAAAGAACUGUCUCCCUUAAACCAUUUCACACGGGAAUCAUGCAUGCCGCUCCGCUGAGGGGACAAUCAGAAAAGGCAGCAUUUAUGUUACGAGUUGCUAUUUCGUAUGUAUUUUGAAGGGAAUAUGGCAAGAUUCAGAGGAUGCAUCUUCUGAUUUACAAAUGCGAGCGAGAGAUCUGGAACUGUUGCCAUUUAAGUUUUUUUUUAAAUAUAUUUUUAUUACCUUGUUUUCUUUAUUUUACCACAUAGUAUGUUUAAAUAAGCAAAAACUGCAUGCAACCAUAUUAAAGGUCCCAAAUUAGAAACUUGCAUGGCUUUUUACCGGUUUAGACUAGGUAUGUGCUUUUACAAAUAGUUCUCAGGAUGAGGUAUAAGGUAUUUUCUCCUUGUACGCACUGAUGAAUAGGACAGUUUUCUUUUAAAUUGGGGAGAUACUGAAAAGAAGUGAUGCCAUUUUUCGUCUUUAUUUGUAUUUAUUACCUUGUGUAAUAAAAUGUAUUUUCAUGUAAAGACAAAAAGGUCACUCUUUGGAAUUUUGUAUAUCUGUCAAUAAAUAUGACA